AUGAAGCCCCCGAUAUUUUCUACGGGUUCUUCUCAUUCUGAUGAACCGCCCUCAAACUCCUCCGAAAUGCCGGCGUCAGUGCUGGAGCCGCUGCAGCCAGGAGCAGGCAAUCGCAGCAGCAGCAGCAAUCCCUUUGAAGAGUAUAGCGACUCUCAGGGCGCCCCCGGCUGUUCUGAGAGUACUUCUUCCGGGGCUCUGACGGCCUUUGCUGCAGCAGCAGACAGCCAGCAGGGUUCUGCUUCAGGGAGUGGUGGGGUGAGGGCUCCGGGCUCUACAGCAGCAGCAGCAGCUUCUUCUGUACUUUAUCCUGAAGGGCUUCCUAAGUUCUUUGGUUUAUUAAAGCCUACUAUUACCUUUGGAGUGGGGAGACUGACGCUGAGCAGAGGGAUGGAUUUCAUAGCCUAUUUUGUUGCUAUAUCUACUCUUUUGUCUUUCUUCGGUUUUGUCUUCGCCGUUAACUGGAUGCAAAAGAUUUGUCUUCCCGUAGCACGACUCUGGAACGCGAUAUUCUCCUGGCGUUCUGCAGCGAACUUCGACUUGAGGAGAUCAAAGGUUUUUUUGUUUUUGUUGGGGUGGCGGCUGCAGACAUUUACUUUUCUUACGGUCUUGAUGGUGCUGAGUUUAAUAUUAAAACCUCAGCUCAACGCGCAUGUGCAGGACAGCGUGCGCACCUGUGUGCUGCAGCAGCACAGCAGCGGCGGCAGCAGCAGCAACCUGCUGCCUGUUCGUCUUUCAAGCCUUUCUCUCUUCCCUACACUGCCGCUGCCGGAGUAUAAGACAGCUAAUAUACCUCCUCCGUCUGCAUCUCCUUCAGAAGGAGGUGUGCGUACACCGCAGAGUGCUGCAAAAGUGCAAGCAACAGCAGAUUCUGCUGCUGCUGCUGCACCUGAUAAUACAGCCCAGGAGCAGGGUGAGACGAAUAAGACGGAGCAGCUGCUCCAGGUGUCUGCGGAGACACCUGAAGCGAAGAAGAAUGACGGGGAAACGCAAGAUGAACAAACCACGCAGCAUUCAAACCAACCCGUAGAUGCAACACGGCAGCAGGAUCAGCGGCAGCAGCAGCAGCAGCCUGCUGCUGAUGCGGCUUCCCCCACUGCAGCGGUUUCCCCCGCUGCAACUGCUCCUCCUGCUGAAACAGAUUCUUCUGCUGCUGCAGCUCCGGUUGCUGCUGUUCCUUCAGCAGCAACAGCGUCUGCUGCUGCCGUUCCUGCAACAGCAGCAGACUUACCUGUAGCAGCACCAGCAGCUCCUGCUGCAGAAGAGGGGGCUGAAGGGCCGUCGGCAGCGACUGCUGGGGCAGCAGAAGGCAGAGAAGAUGCCAGCAGCAACGCUGCAGCAACGCAGCAGCAGGAAUCCGCUGCAGUAGCAGCAGCGCAGCAAGAGACAGCAGCAGCAACAGCAGCAGCGGCGGAAGGGUCCACGCCCUCGGAAGCAGCCACAGCAGCAGCACCAGCAUCAGCACCAGCAGCAACACCAGCAGCAACACCAGAAGCAGCAGCACCCCCACCAGCAGCAGAUGAGGAGUCUAUAGAGACAGCGAAGCAGCAUCAGCAGCAGCUUGCGGUUGAGGCAGCACAGGCGGCAGCAGUAAGGGAGACCGAUUUUGCAGUUGUAAUUAUGUUGGUCUCCGCUUCUGUUGCUCUUCUGUUUGAUUUAUAUUUAAUGUACGCAUGCUGGAGCUUUAAAGUCUGGAUGGAGAGAGGGUAUGAAGCCGUGGUGCUUGCAGGAGCCGCUCCAUUCGCACCUGUAGACGGAGGCACGGGUUGGUUGGCUUACGCAGUGCAACUGCCGCAGACUGUGCAGCUGGAGACCUAUCGAGGCGAAGGGGAGGGGUCUCGCCGUCUGCCUCUGUUUGUACAAACAACAGAUUCUGAGUCUUUCUCUAAUGUGCGGCUUCCUAUGGUUGGGCGUUGGUAA
Messenger RNA from Eimeria acervulina, 1917 nucleotides. RefSeq lists its product as hypothetical. Lineage: Eukaryota; Apicomplexa; Conoidasida; Eucoccidiorida; Eimeriidae. The transcript is spliced from 4 exons. The coding region runs from base 1 to 1917 and encodes 638 amino acids. The record is from RefSeq and is a predicted model, not a curated record.